Messenger RNA from Paracoccidioides lutzii Pb01, 3540 nucleotides. RefSeq lists its product as hypothetical. The transcript has 4 exons. The record is from RefSeq and is a predicted model, not a curated record. Bases 1 to 3540 code for a protein of 1179 amino acids.
AUGGUUCUUCUCCGUUUGACAGUCAAAAUCUUUCCAGGGGAGCAACUUAUUCAACAACGCUCUACGUCAUUUGGUGAUGGUGAGGACAGUGAUGAAGACCCCCACAAUACCAUCAGCUUCCUGAUGGUACUACCACAGCCAGAACAAGUGACAUUGAGACAAUUGGCUCAAAUGAUACAGAUGAAAUGGAGACAGCUUCAACCAAAUGCUGACCCUCUCGAAAUCAAGAAGCUCGUGGAUGACGAACAUGAGAACGAUGCGCUGGCUUCAGACCUGACAGUGGCCGAUGUGUUUGUUGACCACGGAAAAGCCCUCGCUGAUGGCCUUGAUCAGAGAGGCGCGAUACGUGUUAUCCAAAUGCCUGGGCGUGGCCAACGUCUGAGCUCUGUGGUACAGGACUGGACUGCUUAUCCCCGCCAGCUUGCUCGCGCAAACCCCACGAAACGGUUACCCCCAGUGCCUCUAUUCCCGGCUUCACCUACAUCUGCGAGUGGUGCUGGCUUAAUCACAGCGGAAUCUGUCUCUGGCCCAUCUCGUCAUUCAUCACAUCCACGAGAGUCGGAUAUCUACUGUCUCUCGACUGAGCGCCAUAACGAACCAUCCAAUAAACGAGAUAACCAUACCAUGCCAUCUCCUGUUUUGGUCGAGGAUUCGCAGAAACAGUCAAGGCGUCAUAUCAAGGGCAAAAGCCGAGCAUUACCCGGUGAUGACAACGUCGAACGAAGGGAAGUGCGCGAAUCUGUUGCACCCGCCCAGGCAAAUAGCAUGGACACUAUGGCGACUCUCGAAGGUGCCGUGGAGAUCGCUCUAGCAGCUCAGAGGGCAGCAUUACCACUGUCGCGCCAACCAUCGCCACCAAAUGUUGUUGUUUUCACAAAACACAGUAUGACGCCGCACCCGUCUUUGAGAUCCAAUUCUAAACUUCGUUCUGCGGGUGCGAAGCCAGACAAGCCAAAAGCGACGUUACCCAAACGGAAUCGGGAGGAAACUGAGGAUGAUAUCUAUCUCAUUCCAUCCACCGACGUAGAGUCUGAGAAACCUACGAAACCUCAACCUGCCAAACGACGGUCACGUAAUACUAUCAGCCGUACCGAUCAAUAUAUCCUACGGCUAAAUACGGAUGCAGCAGCUGCUGCCGCGGCUGAAAAGGCUGGAGGGGAAGAGAACAACGAGAUUGACAUUGACAGCAAUGCAAGUGGAGAUGUGAUAGCUCGACAAACUCAAGCAGACGACAACAUCGCUCUCGACGAUCAAACCACCAUUCGACGUGGGACGAGGAGAUCCAAUCUCCGCGGCCCGGGAAGGAAAUCGAUGGCACUCGAACUUUCCCUUACUCCUCCCGAUAAUUUGAGAGAAGCCUCCCCAGUGUCAACCCCUGAGACGACAAAAGCGCCAAGGAUUGACAUUCCACCAUUUGUUAUCGACUCGGAUGCAGAAAUGAUUGAGGAUCCCAGGAAACCCAAUAAUUUUACCGGUGGUCGUCAACUAAACAGUUUUACGGCUGGAGGAAACAAAGUUGUUGGUGGAAAAUGCAUUGAAGGAGCCAGUGGUGUAACGACCCGUGCAGAUUCCAUGCGCACCGUAAACAGCGCACCCACUCCUGUCUCUGGCAGUGCCAUUCCAGCAAAAGUCGAUACUCCCCGUAGCGAGCCUACCAAUCCCAUUGCACUGAGGACGGAUAUUUCCAACGAUUCUAUUUCCCCUCCAUCCGGCCAUGUAAUAGAAACUAAGCAAAUUACGACUCCCAAAAAGCCUCUCCAGAAAUUUUUCUCCGUCCAGAUUGACCGAUCUCAAAACCAAAGAAACGGUAUCAGUGCAUCUGAAUUACAGAGAACAGCUGGUCGAGACGUCCUAGAUCUAACAAAAGACACUGACAGCAAUCGCGUAUCUCUAUCUCACAUUUCACCUCGUCGACUACCUCCUGGUCCAGGACAACUUGGUCUUGGAAUUACUGCAUCGCCACCGAAAGGUGCUGGAGCCAUUUCAACGAGCGAACCAGCAGCUGUGAGUGAUAAUAACAGCACCUCCAAAACGCACCUGUCGACCACCGCUCCAUUUCCCUGUCCCAGAAACCAGACCCAAACAGACCGCCGAAGUUCUCUCUUAGAGCCUGAGGGAACAGUGCUCGUUGACCCAAGUACACCCAUCCAGUCAGCACUAUGUUCCACCCAAAAGUCAUCGCCAAGAGCAAUGUCUACGCGGCAGUCUGUUUCAUGCUCAGUCGACCCGAAAGUUGAAAAGGCGCCCACUCCUGCGUCUGCCCCUCUAGUAAGGUAUGGAAGCAGCAUUUUCCCCGCCCAUGUGACGGAUGAAUAUGUUGCACGGGUGCAACUAGGUGCAAGCCUCAAGAAGAAAAUUGAGAACGGAAAACGUCAAGGGAAGAGUGAAGAGUAUCUCCGGUAUUUGAACAACGCUCUCGAUCUGUCAAAUAAAAUUCACGCUGCCAUAAAUUUGGGGAAAGCCCAUGACAUUGCCAAGUACCAGUUGAAGCUUAAGAAAAUCCAGAAAAUAAUUGAGGAACACCCUGAAGAUUGCUCUGAGGAGGGUCACCCCGAAGAGGAGAAUCAGCACGGGAAAUUCAAUAAAAGCCUUGAACAUGCUACAAUUGAUAUGGGUCAAAACAAGUCACGGCUCCCCACUGAGUUGGAUGCUACAUCUGGUGAAGGCUCUCCAAUCACUAGAAGGUCCUCCAGAAUUAACAACUCAUCUAAAGCGCCAACGGAUGCUUCAGCCUUCGGACCUGCUCAGCAAUCACGUCCAUCUCACGACAUUCCUUUUGAAGGCGGCUUAGAAAUAGCACCAAAUUCUCCAUCUGAGUCUGAGGAUGAACCAUUGGGCAAAAAUGGCGAACAGGCAAAAGUCGCUGGUGAGAAAAAUGAGUUGAAACGAAAGAGAUCCAAAUCGGAAUUUAAAGGUAAUCCUAGUGGGUCUGAGCAUCAACCACCCCACUCCGAGCUGCAGUCCUCCAAAAAGGACCCGGAGCCAGACCCGAAGAAAAAGAAAUCAGAUACGUCAGAGAAGGGCAUUUGGAAAAAGCCGGAAAUGAACAAUAAAAUUGUUUAUGAGGAAAGUGUAGACGGCCAGUCAUCGUCCUCUGACUCUGACAGCGAUUCCGAUUCAGGCUCGAGUCCAAUAAUUCCCAAAGCCCGGGCUCCCAAAGGCCUUCCCUUACCCGCCCGUGUAGGGGUAGCGAGAAAAUUCAUUACUCCUUUUUCCAAGGUCAAGCAAAAAUGGCCUCCCGGACCCGGCUGGCUUCCUGACGAACAGUCUGGUGGGGAGAACGAGCGAACCGUCGGGGCCACCAAAUCUGGAACGCCACCAUGUUUUCAGCCUGUGUUUAAGGCCAGCCAGAAAGCCUCCGAAACUAACGGUGAGCUUGGUGUUAAUCGCCAGCGCGAAACGCUUAAGUCGCUUAUACAGCGCCAUAAAGGAAGUGAAGAUGAAAGCAGUGCCAAAAAUGCGUCUGAAAAUGAGAGUUUGCCGAGCGGUAGUAGGUUCAGCCGUCUCAAUGGUUUGUUUCGCAGCGCCGGACUGUACUAG